GUCAGUUCCAUCUGCAUUCAGGCGACGCCGUUAAAUAUUCCAUAUUCUCCUUCAACCUCUCGUCGCUAAUCAGCCAUCAGCAAUGGCAAUGGCUUCUUCAUGUUCCAGUGCAACUUCAUUCUUGCUCUUCUCCUUCUUCCUUUCCUUCUCUCUUCCCUUCUUCUCCUCCGCAAUAUCAACUGACACAAUCUACGCAGAAACUUCUCUGUCCGGAAACCAGACCAUCACCUCCAGAGGCGGCAGGUUCGUGCUUGGCUUCUUCACGCCACCAGGCAGCGCAGGCACGACCUCCUUCAACUACUACAUCGGCAUCUGGUACAAUAAGAUCUCUGUGCUCACCCCAGUGUGGGUGGCCAACAGAGCCAAUCCAGUCACGGACCCAACCGCGUCGGAGCUUAAGAUCUCUGCUGAUGGCAACCUCGUCCUCAUCAACCAGUUCAAAUCCGUCAUAUGGUCCACCAACGUCACCACCAUCUCAUCCUCCAACUCCACAGUCGUCGUGGUCAUCCUUGACAACGGUAAUCUCCAGCUCAGGGAUGGAUCCAACUCCUCGCUCGUCUUCUGGCAGAGCUUUGAUCACCCCACUGACACUUGGCUUCCUGGUGCCAAGUUGGGGUUCAAUAAGAUCACCAAAAGAUCCCAACACCUCACUUCCUGGAAGAACAAAGUUGACCCUUCUCCUGGGAUCUUCACCUUUGAGAUGGAUCCGACUGGAAACUUUCAAUACUUAUAUUUAUGGAAUUCAUCUCGGAUAUAUUGGGCCGCUGGAAUGUGGGAUGGGAACGAAUUUAGUUCAGCUACUGAUGCCCCAUCAGAUUAUAGGGCCUACAGGCAAGUUGUCAAUGAUACAGAUGAGAUGUAUGUCAACCAUACUGUAGAUAUUGCCAAUCAUCCCACGUCUAGACUAGUACUGGAUUAUGAUUCCGGCCAGAACCAAGUACUGGUGUGGAUGGAGAAUUCGAAGUGGAUGGUCGUCUGGGCUCAACCAAAAAGCAAGUGCACAGUUUAUGGGGUAUGUGGACCUUUUGGUAGCUGCAGUGACUUCUCCUCACCCUUCUGUUCUUGUGUUAAAGGUUUCAGGAUCAAGUCUCAGACAGAUUGGGAUUUGGGUGAUAGAAGUCAGGGCUGUGAGAGGAAGACUGGUUUACAAUGCAGUGGUCUAAACAACGACUCUGCCCAUUCAGAGAAAGAUGGCUUCUUUGAGAUGCCAAAUGUUAGGCUACCUGACAACCCUAACACUUUGGCCACAGCGGGAAGCAGGGAAGGCUGCCAGUUGGCUUGCUUGAGUAAUUGCUCCUGCAACGCUUAUUCCUUCAACGGUAGUGGAUGCUUUGUUUGGCAUGGAGGGUUGCUGAAUCUGCAAGAACAAUAUAAUCAAUCUGAUGCAGGUACUCUUUACUUGCGCUUGGCUGCCUCGGAGUUGCAAUCUUCUGGAAGCAACAAGAAGAGAAUGGUAGCACACAUAUCAGUCGGAGUCAUCGUGCCGGCUGGUGUAGUUUGUUUGUUCAUCAUUGGGGGUUUGGUAUGGAAGCGAGAAAGGAGGAGAGCUAUCCAAAACUCUAAAGUUGUGCAGAAUUCUUUGGUCUCCUUCAUGUAUGAUGAGUUGCGGAUGGCCACCAAAAACUUCUCAGAAAAGCUUGGAGGAGGGGGCUUUGGAUCCGUGUUUAAAGGGUUGUUACCCGUCUCAAUUGAUAUCGCUGUGAAGAAGCUUGAGGGUCUUUUACAAGGCGAGAAGCAGUUCCGAGCGGAAGUGAGCACACUAGGAGCCAUUCAACAUGUGAACCUCAUUAGGCUAAUCGGCUUUUGCUCUCAAGGGACCAAGAAGUUGUUGGUCUAUGAAUUCAUGCCAAGCGGUUCGUUAGCUGAUCAGCUUUUUCAUAGCAACUUCAAUGUUUUGGACUGGAAAACAAGAUAUCAAAUUGCUAUCGGAAUUGCAAGAGGAUUAGCUUAUCUCCAUGAGCAAUGCAGGGACAACAUUAUACAUUGUGACAUUAAGCCAGAGAACAUACUGUUGGAUGCUGCACUUGUGCCAAAAGUAGCUGAUUUUGGUCUAGCAAAGCUCGUCGGAAGGAACUUUAGCAAAGUUCUCACAACCAUUCGAGGAAGUAGAGGGUACAUCGCCCCUGAAUGGAUUUCGGGUAUGCCCAUCACUACAAAAGUAGAUGUUUACAGCUACGGAAUGAUGUUGUUCGAGAUCAUAUCAGGAAAAAGAAACCUAAUAUACAAAGGAGAAAGUAGUUAUGAGUUCUUUCCCUUAGUCGCAACAAACAAACUCAUAAUCGGAGAUGUCAAAAGCUUGCUAGACCAAAGGCUAGAGGGUAAAGCCAACUCGGAAGAGCUUGAAAUAGCUUGUAAACUUGCCUGCUGGUGCAUUAAAGAUAACGAAAUCUCGAGGCCAACGAUGAGUCAAAUUGUUCAAGCUCUAGAGGGCAAUCUGGAUGUCGGCAUUCCUCGUGUUCCAAGGUCACUCCAAGUCCAAAACGAGUCAUGAACCAAGAGCAUCAAUUCCUCUAGUUCACGUCAGAACUAAGGAUGACUGUGCCACUUCAACUAGUCCGCAGAUAAGGAGUGCUGCAACUUAUAUCCUGUUUAAGUUCUAAUAAAAUAUGUUGUUUUUCUAAAUGCAUGAAUUCAAAUAAAUUAAAGACUUACAAUGAUCUUUUAUUGAAUGUAAUUUUCAGACUUACUAGAUUUGCUAUCGAAAGAGCGAUCCCAAAGUUAGAAAAGCUCUCUACAAUUCUA
Molecule: messenger RNA, 2742 nt
Organism: Zingiber officinale
Lineage: Eukaryota; Viridiplantae; Streptophyta; Magnoliopsida; Zingiberales; Zingiberaceae
Product: G-type lectin S-receptor-like serine/threonine-protein kinase At2g19130
Exons: 1
Coding region: 83-2491 (802 amino acids)
Biological process (GO): recognition of pollen; protein phosphorylation
Molecular function (GO): protein serine/threonine kinase activity; ATP binding
Source: RefSeq, a predicted model, not a curated record